Linum tenue is the source of this 226-nucleotide messenger RNA. The record is from the annotation of a GenBank genome assembly. Lineage: Eukaryota; Viridiplantae; Streptophyta; Magnoliopsida; Malpighiales; Linaceae.
UGGGAGUACCAGUACCCUAAUCAAGGUCAGCAAAGCAAGUAUAGUAUGAUUCAUGGCCGCUGGCGUGUUUUGCAGAGGUUUCAGUAGGGUUGCUGUGCAGGAGAAGCGAUGUCUGCAUCAGCGGGCGUACAGAAGGGAUGGGUGUUUGCUGGAAUUGGGGGAGACCAUGCAGGCGAGAGGAAGAGGUGAGUGGGAAAAUUUAUUUGUUGUGAAGGCCUUUGGAAAC